AUGAAGAUUCCAGCACUGCUCGUAACGUGCCUCUACCUUUGGGGCUUCGCGUCCGCCGGCCAGAGCUCACCUCUGCUCGAGAUCGUGCAGGGUAGCGCGUCGGCCACCGCAUCCACCGCUGUGACCGCUAGAUCCGGACUUCGUGCCGGUCAGGUAGCCGUGGCCUCGCAGAAGGAUGCCACACUUCAGGCAGAUGCCUCAGCGGCCGCCGCGGCCGCUGCACGCGCUUCCGCCGACCAGUCGGCCAGUCUAGCCCAACAGUCGGCGUCUUUGCAGUCCAAAGCUGCCGCCAGAGCAAAAUCAGCCGAGGAGUCAGCGGCAGCUACGGCCAAAGCCGAGUUGCAGGCAGAAUCCAUUGCUGCAUCUGCCAGUUCCAAUGCCAGAGAGGCUGCAGCGUCCGCAAAAGCCUCCGCAUCCGCGAUGUCAUCGGCUGCCGUGCAGGCGAAACUCGCUGAAAAGACGGCCAAGAAUCAAGCUCUGGCUUCCGAAGAAGCCAAACUCAAGGCUGCCGCCGCUGCCAGCGCAGCAGCAGCAGCCAGCGCCGCCGCCGAGGCAGCCCUGAAAGCUGAGAGAAUAGCGGAAGAAGCCAUCGCCAAGGCGGCCGCUGCCAAAGCAGCCGCCAGAGCCGCUGCAGCCGCGUUAAACUCCGCGAAGGAAGCCGCCACGAGCAGCGCAAGGAGCGCCGCCGAAGCCGAAGCUAAGAGCGAAGUCGCUAUACUGAUCAGCGAACUCGACAAGAAGAGCAGGGAAGUCGCCGCUUCCGCGUCCGCCAAGGCACGCGCUGCUGCUGCGGCUAGCUCCAGAAACGCAGAAACGGCUGUUAUCGGAGCUAACAUCAAUGUGGCCAAAGAGGUCUUGGCGAUUCCCAUCGAGCCAAAGAAACUUCCGGAGCCAGAGCUGGCGUUGAAAGAAGAGAAUGUCGCGGUCGCGAGCUCAGAGAGUGAAGUGAAGGUAGAAACGAGCAGCGAAGCAUGGUCAAUUUAA
Bombus terrestris (buff-tailed bumblebee) is the source of this 984-nucleotide messenger RNA. It is a transcript of the gene Fibroin1, whose product is annotated as silk fibroin 1. Bases 1 to 984 code for a protein of 327 amino acids. NCBI's taxonomy places the organism in Eukaryota, Metazoa, Arthropoda, Insecta, Hymenoptera, Apidae. The transcript has a single exon. The record is from RefSeq and is marked provisional.